AGACCAGAGGCAAUUGUUUUUCAUCCACCAGAGCUUUAUUGCUACUGAAGGCAAAUGAGCAUAGUGGCCACAAAUCCAAUACAUUCAGGAUUGGCACUGUCCAUAAGAAAUCCAGUUGCAGCAGACUUACAAUAACUUAUAAUAAGACUAAACCUUAACACUAUAUAGUAUACAGAACACCACACCAGAAGGAAAAGAGACAGAAAGAGAAGGUGAAACCCAGGCUCCUUCUGGCCUAUUUUUAUAGUCAGCAUGACCUUGACAGAAGAGAUAAUAGAACCAGUUUAAGCCAGCUGCACUCAGCUUCUCUGAAGGAAUAACCCAAACAUCAUGAACCUUCUGCUUGUUCCUUUCACACAGAGAAGCUUCCAGAACCCUGUUAGAGUAGGAAAGAUCUCUACACAUCAGAUCAAUACUUUUUGCACUAAGAAAUGCAAACUGACAAGUGCUAGCCAUGGUUUGCAUUUCAGAAGAAGGCCACAGAUUUCCCCGGCCUACCCCUAAAGAGAAUGGCUUCUCAACUCAAUGGCUUCUCAACUCAUUCUUCACUGCGUGAAUGUGGAUUUUCGAUCCUCUCAAAACCCCAAACUCCCUCUAAAACAGAGGGUGGCUAACCCAUGGCCCUGGAUCCACAUGUUAUGGGACUCCAGCUCACAUCUGCCUUAACUAGCAGAGCCCAACGGUCAGGGGUUAUGGGAGUCGUAGUCCACCAGACACAUGGAGAGCCACAGGUGAGCUGCCUCUUCUCUAAAAUGCAAACCUUGGUGAUGUUGCCGUCUUUCCUGCUGCCCUGUCAUUCUUCACAAUCCUUGGCAAGAGCUCCCUUCCUCCUCCUUCCAGCAAAAAUGUCUUCCAUUAUUUAAGCCCCUACAUAAAUUAUUCAGGACUCCCUCGAAACCUUUACACGCUCCCUGAAACACCACGCCUGAUGGAAGCUCUGCAGCUGCCCAAACCCCACGCUAUGCAAUACGUAGGUGACCUGGGCAUAGGGUACUGGUAUUGAGCCAACAGAACCAUAUAAAGUGAUAGCAGCAGUACUAGCACUUCCCCAAAGGUGUGUGUGUGGGGGAAAACUGGUCAUGAUGGAUUACUUUUAUAUAAAAAGGUGGGGGUGCUUCAAUAAUUCCUGGCCAACUCCAAAGGCAGAUCCUUGGUGAGAGUCUGCCCAGGGUUUGCACAGUGCGCUGCAGUGUUGCAGCAGCAAGCACACCAGCUUGACAUGAACAGGCUCUUCCUAGUGACCCCACUUCUCAAAUGCUUAACCUGAUCCCACCGGGAUCAGAGUCAGUCUCCUGUAACUGUCCCUAAAAUACAUCGCAGUUUAUUUCGCUCCCCACAAAGUGCCUAUGGAAAUCUGAUUGCUCUCUUUUCAGAAACUACCCUAGUCCCUCUAAUGCAGAUUGAAAUCCUUCUCAAGAGGCUCUGCCCCGCAUGCUGUGCUGUUGUUCUGCACAAUACCUGAAUAUACAAACUGAAAUACAUAUUAAAUACCACACCAUGCAUUCACACCAAAGUUAGGAUCACCAGCUUUUUUCUGUUUUGUUUUCUCCAGCUCCUUUGCCUUUAACAACAGCCCCGACUACAUGCAUUAGCAGGUGAUGCUGCUGAUCAGUAUUCCAUUAAGAGAUUCCUCCACAUACAAGCGCAGGAAGGGCUCAGAGCCUGGAACUACUACCAGAUCUCUAGUCCGUGACAAUUUCAAGUAAAGGCAGCCUGCCAAUACCUUAUGUGUGUAAACAUGCUUACAUAAGUCCUUGCUGCACACUUUCCAGCAUCCUCUGCUGAGAUGUAACACUAAGACAAUUAAAUAUGGCUAGCUAGCCAUCCUUCCCCUCUCCAAUGCAUUGUUAUGUAUGGGGCAAAGAUUCCGACUGAUCCACGCUACUGAGUACAAAAUCAGGAGGUGGUGGUUAUUUUGGGUGAAUUGAUCCAGAGAGAGAGUGUGAGAGAGUGUGUGUGUGUCUGUGGUGAAAUAGCUGAAACCACACCAGCCCACACCCUCCCAUUCAGAAAAAAAUACUGCAUAAGGAUGGAGCUGGGAGUGGGAUAGACCAUUCUGCUGCAUAACAACAGGGGGAGGCUAGCUGCUUCUCCCCCUCCCCCUCCCCCGCCCAUUCCCCUUUUUCCAUUUGCAACUCUACUACCCAAGCCUUCGGUUCUCAGCUAGCAAGCUGCGCCCUCUGUGCUUUGCACAGCUCUUUUGACGAGAUGCUCUGAGCUGUGCUAAUGGUCUAUUUCCACCCCUCGCUCCCUCCUGUAGACCCCCCUAUUUCUUGAGGCGACAAUGGACUCUUCCCAAGCAGGUGGAUAGCAGACUCUAUAAAUAGGGGUGGGUAGGGGCAAGCAGAGGCUGCAUUGCAAAACAGCGCAGGAGGGGAGCGUGGGUUGCAUUUGCUCCGCUUAUACACGCGUUUGCACCCCCUUUGCUUGCUUUUGCACACCUAUUUGGGCUCUUGCUGGGAGCAAGGGAAGAGGCGCGUGUCCUCCUGUUAGAUUCAUGUUGCCCACGGAGGUCGGGGAAUUGCUGGUCUCGCAGGGGAUGGAAUUCUGGACCAGCCCUGCCUCUUACGACGAAGUCAACGGGAACACGGAGCUGGCUGAUAACGCGGACUUAAUAUCCCAGGAGCUGGAGGAGGUGCUCUGUUCUGAGCGGGUUAGCAGGAUCACUAAGACCUACCAUGAUAUAGAUGCUGUCACCAGCCUGCUGGAAGAGAAGGAGCAUGACCUGGAGCUAGCCGCCCGCAUCGGACAAUCGCUGCUGAAGCAGAACCGGAGCCUGUCGGAACGCAAUGAACUCUUGGAAGAACAGCUUGAAUUGGCAAAGGAAGAGAUAGCUCAGCUUCGCCAUGAGAUAUCAAUGCGGGACGACCUUCUGCACAUGUACACCAACAGCACAGAGGAGAGCGAGCCGACCUCUGCCACCUCCACUCCGUUGCGGAGGAAUGAAUCUGCCCUCUCUUUGCAGCAGUGUUUUCAGUAUGACACCCUACAGCAGAAGCUCAAAGGGCUGGAGGAGGAGAACCAGAAACUGCGGACAGAGGUCACAAGCAUUGCCACGGAAACCUCUCAAUAUGAGGAACAGGAGCAGAAGCUGAUGAUCGACUGCGUGGAGCAAUUUUCGGAUGCUAGUCGAGAAGUGGUCCUGCUCUCUGAGGAGCUGGCCCGCAAGACGGAGGAUACGGCACGGCAGCAGGAGGAGAUCAGCCAGCUGCUGGCGCAGAUUGUGGAGCUGCAGCAGAAGUGCCGCGCGUAUGGUUCAGAAGUGGAGGAGCUGCAGCAGCAUCUCGCUGCUGCCAAGGAGGUUCAGCAGCAGCUACGAACAGAGCUCCGAGACCUGCAGGAGAAAUAUGUGGAGUGCGGGGCAAUGUUGCACGAAGCCCAGGAGGAGAUGAAAAACCUCCGGAACCGUAGCCUCCCCAACAGCACCAUCCACCGUCACAGCUCCCCCACUUUUUUGCCCCUGGAUUCCCUGGCUGCAGAGAUCAAGGGCACCAUGAGAAAGAGCGUGGACAGCUCUGGUUCCUCGGAGUGCAAAGGUGUCCGGCGGGUCUUUGAGACUGUGAAGGCUGUGAACCAGGUGGUGAAAGCCAGAUCGCGGGUAGAGUCUCCCCUGAGCCUCCCUGUGCACUCUCCCAAAUUUUCCUCGCUGGGCUGCAGCCGCCUGAGCACCCCGCGCACCAGCUUCUACGGUUCAGACAGCCCCAUUGCCAGAGGCCUGGAGGGGCAGGACGGCCAUGCUUCUGAAGGGCCAGACGACGCGCGCCGGCGCGAGGCGGGCACGCCCGGCCGGCACGACUUGGAAGCUGCCGUCCGGUGCUUGUCGGCCCGGCAGGAGAGCCACGGCACCGAGCGCUCAUUCUUUGAGAUGGAGAGGGAAAGCAAGCUGCGGAGGCUGGCAAGGGACGCCGAGGACUCCAGCGGGAUCCUCACGCCCAACGAAAGCAUCACGUCCACCGGCACCAACUAUUCGGGCAGCUCUGGCGGUUCCGGUUUCUCUCUGGGCUCCUUCUCUUGUUUCCCCGAUAAGCUUCAAAUCAUCAAGCCUCUGGAAGGCUCCAUGACCCUCCACCACUGGCAGCAGCUAGCCCGGCCUCACCUGGCGGGGAUCCUGGACCCUCGGCCAGGUGUGCUCACCAAAGAUUUCCGGCAGCUUGACACAGACCUGGAGGAGGUCUACAACCUGAAUGACCUGGAAGAAGACGAUGUGGACGCAGGCUCCUUCCCGGCCCUUGCUACCUCGACACCUGCCAAGGCCAAAGAAAGGCCUAGUGUAUUUCACUCCGUUAACAAUCUGCCCCAGACCCCACCUACUUUCACCAUCACCACCUGUUGCAUCUCGCACCCUAGCAACGAGGUUACCAUGGUGACACCCAGUCUUUAUAAUACAGUUGUGCCCUCUUGUGGGUCCCGCACGGGGCUGAGCCCCCCUCACGCUCCCCAGCUCCCCCUGCAGGAAGAGCCCGGCUGUGAAGAGAAGCAGAAGGAGGACCCCCCUCUUGGACUAGUGACUCUGCUGACGGAGCAAGGCAUUUCUGCACAGAGCGGGGCGGGGGCAGCCUCGGCCUUGGCCUACUUCCCCAGAGGCUCUUGGCUGUCUCCUCCUUUGGGCUCCCUGUGGUGCUGCCGCUGGGGCGGCCUAGGGGAGUGGGCCUUGGGAUCGCCUUGGUUGCGGCAGAGGGGGGUGGAGGAGAAGGAGGACAAGCCCAGCAUCUUCAGCUUGAACCUGGUGGAGAAGCUGCAGCAGCUGGGGCUGGACAAGGUGGUAAGAAGAGGGGAAGCCUCAUACGCAGCUUCACACCUGCAGGGGCUUCAUCGGAGGAAGAGGUGUCUGUCGUGAGGACUCUGCAAUUUUGUGCUGCCCUCCGCUGGUGGGGCAUCUGUGAGACAGAGGGGGCUUCAUGCGGACUGCCUCCUGGACAAAGCCCAACUGUGAUCCUGAAGUUUGGGGUGUGGUUGGGGGGGAGGGACCCUGCAGGCUUUGCAGCAAACGGGGGGGUCUGCCAACCACAGUGCCCUGUCGCCAUUGUGUCCUCCACUUCCUGUGGAUCAGGAAAGUUGAGGAAUCAUUUUGAUGUCUACUCUUGCUGAUAAAUCUUUCCACAGCUUCCUUCUGCCUCCACCCUAGGAACCCUGGGAGUUGUGGUUCUGUGGGGCCCUUUUGCAAAGCUGCAAUCCCCAAUGUACUUUUGCUAUGAAGGCUUUGGGGCCUGGGCAAGAGGAAUGAGCCCUGUUCAUCGGAGCAGCUUCUAGGCUGAUAUCUUGCUGGCAUCAGGAGUGCCCCCUUUUCUGCCUUGGUGCAAUCCUUGACUCUCCUGUGAGUGCCCAGGAUGCAGAGUCAUCUUGGAUCGGAGCUAUGACGCUGCAGAGGGAAAGGGGCUAACUUUGGACGUCACAGCUGUGGGUCACAUCCUGGAGCUUAGGGAGGCUGAGCCUGGAAAGAGCUGGCCCAAAGUUCAAAAAGCACACAGCUCCAAGCUCAUCUUCACGGACCAUGACUCUCCCUGCUUUCUGCACUAUAGUCACUGCCUUCACUGCUAAUUCGCGUAAGAAAUGCACACCUCUUCUGUCUCUCUCUGUGUGUGUAGUACGUAAAGGCAAGUAGUGGUAUAGGCAGGACUUGUGGGAGUAAUAGGUUGGGCUGUUUGCAUGCAUGAUGGGCUUGAGAGGGGGUGUUUUUGUCCUUUACCUCUCCUGCCAACUUCAAUUUUCUUAGCCUCGGGCAAACGCAAUAGUUGGGUCUAUUCCUCAUCUGGAUCUGGUAAGGUUUUCUCCAUUAAAAGACACAGUCUCAGUUCAUUGAGGAAAAGGGACAAAGAAGGCUGACCGGGAUCCUGUUGUGCCCCCCCCCAACACUCCCCUAUGGACCCAUUUAGUGCCCCUUCCUUCUCCCACCUUAGCCACCCAGAGCUGGCUUUGUUCUCCCCACACCCUGAACUCUCCUUUUGGGGAGGCAAAGCUCUCCUCUCUUUCUUGUGUUGCUGAGGAUUUUCCUGCACUUCACUCUUCCCCUCCUCCUCCUCUCCACUGGAGUUUUUAAUAUUGCAUUGCCCCUGAAAUCUGCCUCGUGUCUGUUUCGUCCUUGCUGGAGCAGGGCAGCUCUGUUCAUCUUCCUUCAAAGCGUCUUCUAACAACAGUUAUGGUAAUUCUCAGACUUGGGCAGCUCUAUGGCUGGUUUCCACAGAUUGCUCUGUUGUGGGUCUCCCCCCCCCUUCAGUGGACGUCCGUAUUUUCCCAUUUAUAAAUGUUAACUUAAAGUCCCACACCCAUUCCUUGCACGCUCCUGUAUGUGUGCUGCACACCACUUUGCAUAGCCAGCCCCUCAUUUUGACACAUGUGUGUUCCUGUUAUGUUCCUGUAUCUCCUUUCAGUGAAAUAAACAUGGUGUUGCUGUUGCUCUGCUGUUGCCUCUCUCUUUCCUUCUCACCCACCUCUUCACGACAGCCUGGGCUUGGUUUUUGUAACCAGCUGACUCGCAUGGCAAAGCUUCUUUAAAGACCUAAACCUCUACAGGCAAUAGGGGUGAGUAACAGGGUAGUCAUCAAGGGAGCACGGAAUGAAUGAAGCUAUAGCAACGUUUCCCAAUGCCAAAUGAACUUGAGGGGCUCCAAUGCAAAGAAUGAAGGUGGCAACAUGCAGACACUGCGGGGAGCGAUUCUGCUUCUGCUUCACAUACGGUGGUGGUCAAAUGGAAAGUAAGGUUGUAUCUAACUUUCCUAACUUGUCAAUCAAUCCAUCAACCUCUGGUGGAUGAUUUAGGAUUGGGUCUGGCAUUACUUUUGCUGUGCAUGUGUGCCAGUAUCCAUACUUGGCAGAGUCACAUCUCAACGCAGCUCCUUCCUUGGAAGCGUCUUCAGGGUUGUUUAUUGACACACAGUAGACAAUAAACACUCAUGGACGCCAUAAAGAUUCAGUCAAGUGUAGAGGUUUACUUGACAAGCAUAAAAGCAUAUUGGUAGCAAAUAUAUACAGACAUUCACCACUGGUCGUGGUCAAGACAUGCUUAGAGUCCAACAAGAGUACAAGACACACUGCUUCCCUCACCGCAAGGCGCAAGCAAGAGAUUCACAACAAGUUGCACAGAACUAUUGUUAUCAGUACUUCCUGUCAGCCUGCGCAUGUCCAAAGAACAGUUCCCACAGGAGAAACGUCCUUGCAUAGACAAAACAAUCUCUGCCUUCUGCUGCUUCUUGAAACUUCUUCUCUGCUCUUCUGUGUUUCUGCAACAAUGGUUCUCUCACACACAUAGAGAAUAUCCAACAAUGGCUGUGUUUCUAUGCAGCCCUCGCUACCUUCAGCCAGUAGGUUUUGUUGAGUUUCAACAGGUUUUGUGCUGCCUCUUCACUUCCUUGUUUUAUAACUAUUUGGAGGAAGGGUGGGGACCCUGUGCCACUUCAGGCAUCGUACUCCCAUCAGCCCCAGCCAUCCUGGCCAGUGUUCAGGGAUGAUGGGGGAUGUAGUCCAGCAACAACUGGAGGACCACAGGUCCCCGAUUGGUGGGGAUAGCCUUAAAACGUUGCAUUAGGCUACCAUCUCAGAACUGGUAUCCUUCUCAUGGGGAAGCAAACCAAGUCGUGUAGGUUUUUUGCAGUCUCUGUGUGCAUCAUACAGAAACAGGACUGGGCUGUGGUCUCGUACAUACACACCAACUGGUGGAUAAAUCCUGCAGCUUUGGUCCAUUUCUGCUAGAGCAAUGUUUCUCAACCUUGGGUCUCUUGCUGUUGUUGGACUACAACUCCCAUCAUCCCUUAGCUAGCAGGACAAAUGGUCAGGGAUGAUGGGGAUUGUAAUCCAAAGACAGCUUUGAGAAACUGUGCUAGAGGCUGAGUGUCAACGUGUUUAGGGCUAUUCCUGGCCUAGAGGCAGUGGGAUAAGGGGCUGCAGUUGCAUGGGUUGUCCACUAGAGGUAGGAAUCGGCAAGUGGGAAAAGCAAGCAAAAGCGGGAAAUGGGAAGUGAAAUGGCUUCAUCUGACCACCAGGUGGCUGCAGAGAUUUGUGGCAAGCGCUGCCUGCAUUGUGGAAUGUUCCUUCCUUACUCAGUGGUACGUGAAUGUCCAGUCCAAAUGCUCAGAAGCCCCCUUGUUGGAUCCUACUGCAUGCAUUCCAGGUUGAGGUGUGUUUUAAAAUAACUGGUUUUAGAAUUCAGACCUGGGAAGUAUUGAUUCAAAUUAGGAACAAACUAGUACACUUCUGUACAUGUACAAGACAUUUGAGGAUCAGGCCAGCCUCCAUGCCCUGAGCCACUUGAAAUUGGUUUGUAGUAGAUGCAUGUUAACCCAACUUGAAUGCUGCUUGAUGCCUUGGGGCUGAGCAUGGGCAGAGACUGCAGAGAAGAGUCGGUUCCAGGAAGUUCUGUCCGUGGUGCUGAAUCUGUGAUGGUGCCUUCACAGUCACAAGUCAUUUCCUUCAUGUGGUUGAUUACGUAUAUCUUGCCUUUCGGCUCCCAUGCCUGUUCAGGGUGUGAAGCUGCCUGUUACUACUCCACAGUGCAUGGGAGAGGCCCAUACAGACUUAUCAUGCCAUGGUGGCUAUUUGUCGAGUGUUGAGUAUGGGCUCAAGACAUUUUGCUGGCUGAGCAAAGUGCGGUUUCCGCCCCCGACUCCAUUCCACCUACUGAACGAGAUGGACAGUCGACUCUUGGGUGAUGAGGUAGUGCCCUCCUUUACAAGGGUGCAUGUAGGACCCAUUGCUGUGUACACCAGCAGAGGGCAGGAGCUCACCAUUUCUGCCUGCCCCCUUAGGAUCUGCUGCCUGAAGCAGUUACCUCAUUCCACCUGAUGGUAGGGCUGGCCUUUCCCCACUGCCUGUUGUGCUACAGCAAGGGUGGCCAUCUUGGCCGACCCACGGCCACCUGCCAAUCACCUAACAUGUGUUAUAUAUGGGGCGGGCCAAACUGCAGUUUCACCAAACUGCGGGAGGCAGUGGAAGACAGGAGUGCCUGGCGUGCUAUGGUCCAUGGGGUCACAAAGAGCCGGACACAACUAAACAACAACAACAAUGGGGCAGGCAGCUACAAAAGCAUCUGCCCUGGAGUGGCUGACUGACAGGAAGGGAAUUACUCCCAUGGAAUGUUGCAGACAAAUAAACAACAACCCCUACCUGUCUCCUGAUGGGGACAUCUGGAGAAGGGCAUUAGGAGAUGAGCUGAAUACCUGAGCAGGCUGAAAUGGGAGCAGGCACCCCUUUAUGUACCUGUGUUCCAAAUGUUCAGUGUUUUAUAGGUAAGCAGGCUCUGCCCAGGAGAUACUGUAGACGUCAUAUCAGCCAAAGCUCUUAAAAAGCAUGCUAAAAUCUGCUUGGGCCUUGAGUGACAAAACUAGAUCUAGGAGCACACUCAAACUGCACAGCAUCCCCUUUCUGGGGAACUUCACCUGGAAUUAGGGAAUUGCUCAUCCACCGAGCCACCAUCUUGUCAGGAUUUAAUUUGUUGACUGGGCCACAUCCAGGCCAUUACUUUUUUAAAAAAAAUGUUUUAUUGAUUUGCACAUACAGUGGUACCUCGGGUUACAAACACUUCAGGUUACAAACUCCACUAACCCAGAAAUAGUACCUCAGGUUAAGAACUUUGCUUCAGGAUGAGAACAAAAAUUGUGCUCCAGUGGCCGCAGGAGGCCCCAUUAGCUAAAGUGGUGCUUCAGGUUAAGAACAGUUUCAGGUUAAGAACGGACCUCCGGAAUGAAUUAAGUCCUUAACCAGAGGUACCACUGUAAGCCCAAAGUUUAGAAAAGCAAAAUAAAUAAAUAUUAAUACUUCACUGAUGACCCCAAAGAACGGGAGACACCAAAAUGACAUGUUGGACUUUGGCAAACUUAAAUAGAUAGACCGUCCUGGAGAGGGGAAGUGGGUCUUUUUUGUACAGGUAAUUGUUGUUAUAUACUGGAAAUCAGUAAAACUGUCUUUUUGGGGGGAAAAGAAAUCUCCCAAAGUAUAAUACAACAUAUAACAAUAUAACAAAAAAGGUCAUAAGUAUAUUGUAUGGUUUUUGUAAUUGUCAAAGGAGUCAACAAACAAUAAAUAACAGUGUCCCCAGGUGUUUUGAAAAGAAUCACAUAUUCUAGCCUGCUACUGAUUUAGGGGACCAUUCAGCCCAUCCACUGCCUUGCUUGACUUACAGUGUCAUGCUAUAAAUACCUCCUCAGAAAUGGGGCCUAAUCCCAGAUAAGCAGGAGUGGGUUUAACAAGGAGAGACAGAGCUGGCUUGUCGUCAGCAUUCUGGUUGCACAUCACAUCUGGGCCUAGUUUUCAGUGUCCACCUGGCCCCUACUGAAUUGGCCGGGCAUGUCUUUUGAUGGAAAUCAGGCUGGUAUAAUUCCCAUCUGGAGAUCGUAAUUGUUAUGUGAAGAGGGCUUUUAGGUGAGAGUCCACCUGUUGAGUUUUGUUAUAUGGCCGGGUUAAAAAAAAAAAGUUGAAAGGCGAUUUGUAAUUAUCUUUCUUUAUGUGGGGGAGUAAAGGGGGGGACCCCCAAAAAAGUUUGUACCUUGAAACAUGCUUUAGGAAGGGCAAAUAAGGGUGUUUCAGAGACAAUUUUUACCGCAAAAAUCCUUUCAGUGCAGUUUCCCAGCAUACCUACCUGCCUCUUGGUAUAGCACACCCUCGGUACUUGUGGAUGCAAAGUCUCAAUUCUAGUGGCUAUUCAACCCCCCUUCCUUUUUCAAGCACAAUCUUGUCAGAGGGAUAAUUUCAUGGCUUGCCAGGGGUCACAAGCAGCUCUCCAUUCUGCCCGAGUUAAUUAGUGGACCCCAUGGCAGAAAGUGGCAAAAUCCAUCAGGUGACCUUGGCAAACGGAGGCAGUCGAAAGUUAAUGUUCCUGGCGCUCCCCUGAGAAUUUUAAUGAAGGUGGCCCCAAGUGGAGAAAUGGAGGGCAUCCGGUAAUAAUUGCCUCGGGGCCUCUGGCAGCUUUGGAACAGGCCGAUCCAAAGGUGUGAGGCUUUAUUGAUUACCAGUGAAGGGAUUUUUGUCUUGGGGUUCAACAGAAAGGACAGCGCGUCCAAGAAGGAAACAAUUUGGUCAUGUACAGAGCUUUCGCUCCCUCAGUCCGCUUCUGGCCUCGUCCGGAAGUUUCUUAAGCUAGGCCGGCCCUACCAUUUGGCGGGUGCUGCAGGUGCAGAGUAGCAACACAGUGUCAGAAAAUGCAACUGUUUGCUAUUCAGUGUGCCCUGCACCCCCUUAACUUUGACCUUGCUUCUAAUUUCCCACCUUUACCCACAAUGUUUUGCUUUUUUGGGUGUUCUUUGUUUUUAUUAUAACCAGUCUCUUUAGUAAUGUUGAGGUGGCCAAGAGGCUCUGGAAUUUGGGUUCUCCUUUCCCUCCGCUCAGCGUUUCUUUCCUUUGCCCCGGGACCUGGCAUCUCGGCUCUUGCUCCUCUUCCGCCUCCCCCAGGAGCAGGAUCUGAUGAGUGAGACAAUCCUGCUGGUCGUCCGGCUUGAACCUGCGGAGGAAACAGGAAAAGGAAGUAGACACAUGACUUCCUGGAGCACAAGAGUCUGCUCCAGUGUGCAGGCAAACAAGGAAGUAAAAGAGAUGGCAGGAUCAGGCAGGCAGGGUUAGGAGCCUGAGUUGAAAAAGAGAGACCCAUUAACUUAAACUGGGUUAAUAGCCAUUUCCUCCUCUUAGAGAAAUAUGGGAAUUGUAGUUCUGUGAUAGAGAGGAGGGAUAGUGUAGGCCUAAUCCAGGGAUGGGAAACUUGCAGCCUUCCAGAUGUUGUUGGUCUCCAACACCCAUCAUCUCAGGCCAGCAAGGCCUAGUGAGUAGAGAUGUCAGGAGCUGGGGGCCACCAACAUCAUCUGCAUGUGAGAAGGUCUGAGCUGGUUGCUCCAAGCUCAGAAUGCAUGGCUUUAACAAGCCAUUCUUGUGUUCCUAUACCACUUGGCUUCUGAAACUAAGCCAGGCUUUCCUGCCUAUGCAAUAUUUUCUGAAUGCUGUGUGGAAAAGCACAUGAAUCUGACCUUCGGAGAGUCUGUAAGUAAACCAUUUUAACUUACCAAACGUGUGGUCUUUUUCUAUGCUGGGGAAGAGGAGACUAUUUUGGAACUCACAAGGGCAUAUAUUAAAGGUCCAACAGUCUAUAUUUCCACGUUUUCCUAGUUUCAUAUUUUGUGACUUUAAAUCUCUGCUGGGGUUCUCCCACCAAAUAAUAAUGGCCCCAAGCCGAGAUCUAGGCACCCAAUGAAUUCCCCUUCUAUACCUAUUUUUCUCUUGUCAACAACAGGUAGGGCAUAAGGCAGGAGGCCGACAGUAGGGGGAGCUAGAGCCAAUGAUGGG
Messenger RNA from Zootoca vivipara (common lizard), 12258 nucleotides. Its product is annotated as trafficking kinesin-binding protein 1. The record is from RefSeq and is a predicted model, not a curated record. Gene Ontology annotation, biological process: anterograde axonal transport of mitochondrion; mitochondrion distribution; neurogenesis. Lineage: Eukaryota; Metazoa; Chordata; Lepidosauria; Squamata; Lacertidae. Gene Ontology annotation, cellular component: mitochondrion; cytoplasmic vesicle; dendrite. Gene Ontology annotation, molecular function: myosin binding; signaling receptor binding.